Messenger RNA from Aspergillus bombycis, 2991 nucleotides. Its product is annotated as FAD-dependent monooxygenase/MFS transporter. The transcript has 4 exons. The record is from RefSeq and is a predicted model, not a curated record. Bases 1 to 2991 code for a protein of 996 amino acids. Gene Ontology annotation, molecular function: transmembrane transporter activity; FAD binding. NCBI's taxonomy places the organism in Eukaryota, Fungi, Ascomycota, Eurotiomycetes, Eurotiales, Aspergillaceae. Gene Ontology annotation, biological process: transmembrane transport. Gene Ontology annotation, cellular component: membrane.
AUGUCGCACAAUUUCAAUAUCGCCAUCGUGGGGGCAGGGCCGGUGGGCUGUCUACUGGCUCGCCUGCUUCUUAACUGUCCAAGAGUGCGGGUGGUCAUAUAUGAGGCUGAUAUAUCACCUAAUAGUCGAGGACAAGGCGGCACACUCGAUUUGCACGCCGGCACAGGCAUCGUGGCGUUGAAAAAAGCUGGUCUCUAUGAGGAUUUCCUUCGCCAUGCUCGCUUCGACGGAGAAGCAUUGCUUUUGUGUGACAAACGCCUGACCGGAUACCUGCAAUUUGCAAAAGGAGCGUCUGGUAAUAGCCGUGGCAGUCCAGAGAUCGACCGCGUGGUCCUUCGGCAGGUAUUGCUUGAUAGUCUGCCACCGGACACCAUACGCUGGGGCCACAAACUUCUGGGUGUAUCCAAUGGGAAUGUCCUGCAUUUUGCCCAAGGAACCGAGCAGGGGUUCGAUCUGGUGGUGGGAGCAGACGGCGCCUGGAGUCGGGUCCGCCGGUAUUUAACGCCAGAACGUCCGUCAUUUUGCGGUAUCGAGGGUUAUGCUUUCAGUAUCCCUGAUGCUGCCCAGGCCGCCCCAAAGGUUUCUGAACUCGUCAACCGAGGAUCCCUCUACGCGUACUCCGACGGAAAAGCGCUGAUGGGACAACAGCUCGGGGAUGGUAGCAUUCAGGUGUCCGUGUAUACCACACAAAGCCAAGACGAUGAUGCGCUUUCCUCGGCGGAUGAUGAAAGUCGGCGCUAUCAGAUUGCCAGGCAAUUUAGCGACUGGGCACCGGAGCUUCUUGAACUCUUGGCACCCACUAGUGAAUACGAAAUGGCUCGGCGUAUCUACACGCUUCCGGUUGGGUUUCAAUGGCCUGGCCAUCCGGCUAUCACUCUCGUGGGGGAUGCAGCCCACCUCAUGCCACCAUUCGCUGGAGAAGGCGUGAAUCUGGGGUUCGAGGACGCGAUGAAGCUCUCGGAUGCGAUUCGGGGGUUCAUCGAUGGCAGAUAUAAUAAUACACUUGGAGAGACAUUGCGUGUAUAUGAGAAAGACGCUUUUCAACGGGCGAGUAGAGGUCAGGAGCUGAGUGUUGGCGUGAUGCAGGACAUGUUCUUUACCCCUGGAGCACCGCGAACGGUGAUCGAACGGUGGAUGAUCCGGCACAUUCGCUAUCGGAUUCACCCAUGGGCUUUCCCUAUAUUAUACCCUAUCAUCGUGCGAUUAGCUCCUCAGGAUCCCAUAGAGUCGAACUCACUCAAUGGGGACAGGAAAGCGGCGUUCAGUGUAUCGGACGAAGAAAAGGCCUCUCCAUCCGCGACCGAACCUGUCUACGAUGGUGACCAGUAUUUGGGCCAAGCGCCCACCGAGGAGGAAUUAAAUACUUUACGCAAGGUCCCUGGCCCGGUAUCAGGGUCUGGAUAUUGGCUCUGCACCGUUGAGUUUGCAGAGCGCGCCUCCUACUAUGGCUGCACCUGGGUCUUUCAGAAUUUCAUUCAAUAUCCUCUACCCCCAGGUGGGAAUGGUGCGGGAGCGUCGGCGCCAGGGUCGGAGAAGCCAGCAGGAGCAUUGGGCCAGGGAUUGCAGAUCUCGUCUGCACUGACGCUGUUGUUCAAGUUCCUUGCGUACUGUAUUCCCAUCUUUGGCGGCUGGCUAGCUGAUACGAAACUGGGACGAUAUAAGACAAUCUGUAUCGGUGUCGCCAUUUGCGGUGUUUCGCAUAUUAUCAUGGUGGUCGGUGCGAUCCCGAGCAUAUUGCAGGCGGGCCAUGGCAUGGCUCCGUUCAUUGUCAGUCUGAUGAUUCUCGCAAUAGGAGCCGGUAUAUUCAAACCGAAUAUCUCCCCGACUGUCAUGGAACAGGUCACCUUUAAGCAUCCUUACAUUAGAACGCUCAAGUCCGGAGAACGGGUCAUUGUUCACCCCGAAACCACGAUCCAGCGACUUACACUUACAUUUUACGCUCUGAUCAAUGUGGGCGCUUUCUUUGGGCUGGCGACCAGCUACUCCGCGAAGCGUGUCGGGUAUUGGCUGGCAUUCCUCCUUCCCGGCAUUAUCUACUUCUUGAUGCCAAUUAUCCUGGCCUUGGUAUACAAGAAGACGAUCAAAACGCCCCCACAAGGGAACAUUCUCGGAGACACCUUGCGUGUCAUCAAACUAGCUAUCCAACAGAACGGGUUCCGGAAGUUCGGAUCGGAGGCCUAUUUCGACUCAGUCAAGCCAUCGGAGCUUGCGCGCAAGGGCAUUGCCUCAUAUAAGGGGAAGCCGAUCAGCUGGAAUGAUGGGUUCGUGGACGACGUUCGACGCACGCUGGUGGCCUGCCAGAUCUUCCUCUUCUAUCCCCUCUACUACCUCAACAACGGAGGCAUCGGAAGUAUCACCAACUCCCAAGCGGGAUCCAUGACAACUAAAGGUGCACCGAACGACCUCGUCAGCAACUUCAAUCCUCUAACUAUUAUCAUUGCAUCGCCAAUUCUCAACUACGGUCUCUACCCCUUACUCCGUAAACAUCGGAUCGAAUUUGGCCCCAUCAAACGCAUCACCCUCGGCUUCAUCCUCGCAGCUCUAAGUUGUGUCGUCGGUGCCCUCCUCCAAUGGCGCGUCUACGAAACCUCACCUUGCGGCUACUACGCGACAGAAUGUGACAUCGGCAACGGUGUCUCCACCCUCUCCGUCUGGGCUCAGAUCCCAAUGUACGUUCUUCAGGCCCUAUCGGAGCUCUUCGCCGUCGUCAGCGGCUACGAGCUGUCCUUCUCCCGGUCACCGAAGAGUAUGCGCGCGUUGGUCGUCGCUCUCUUCCUUUUCAUGUCUGCUGUCUCGUCCGCAAUUAGUCAGGCUGUUGUUCCGGCGUUGGCGGAUCCGCAUCUGAUUUGGCCGUUUGUGGGCACUGCUGUCCCGGGAGUGCUUCUUGCGGGGGUGUUUUAUUGGAUGUAUCGGGAUCUGGAUAAGGAGACGUUCCUGCGGGAGGAUUCAGAGAGCCAGCAGGAGAUCCUGUCGGAGAAGGACAAAAACUAG